AGGUCCCAGUAAGGGGGAAUUGAUGUCUUAAUAGUUAAACAUGAUUGAACAGAAAAAAGAAAAAGAAGAAUUUAAACAAGGUGAAUCGGUCUUGGCAAAUUCUCCAAUUCGGCAAAAGGAGGGAGGAAUCGCAACCCAACCACCAUUGUUCCCCUUCGCAUGCUCUUUCCAUCGCACCACCACACCAUUCCCCUGCACCCUCACACACCAGAUCCAACGAUGAACGAUUUCGAUGGCCUCUUCACCUCCGAUUUCGGCCUCAAACCCCAGGGCAAAUCCGCGCCAAUGGCUCCCCAAUCCAAGGGAUCUUCCAACUCCGCAUCUCUCAACCUCGAUUUCGGAUCGCGAUCCUCCUCCAACUUCGACGAUCUCCUCGCCGGCGCCGGAUCCGACAAUCGCCGCUCCGAUUCCCCCUUCGAUUUGGAUUCCAUGUACGGCGGUCCCCCUGCCAGGUCCACCAACUCGCCGCCGCCUCCGGUCUACGACAAACCGGUGUACGACGAUGACAUUUUCGACGGUGUGCCGGGGCUGAAGAGCACCUCAAAGGUUAAAUUCGAUGAUGUUUUCGCCACGACGACAGAGAGUGGUCGUGGCGCCGCGUUUGACGAUCUUCUCGGCGGGUUUGGGAAGGAAUCGAAGAGUUCGGAUGGGAAGAGAUCGGAGAAGGAUGGGAAAGGUGUUUCCGAUUUAGAUGAUUUGCUUGCUGGAUUCGGACACAGUAGGUCAUCGUCUGGUGGAAGGCACACUCCUGAUAUCGGUUUAUCCUCGGAACCAACUGCCAGUGCAUCUAAAACAACCCCCACUUCAGCAGAAGACCCUUUCAAAGUAUUUGAAUCAGCUUCAGCCCCAGUGGAUUCAUCUGCAGGCCACUUUAUGGACCCAUUGGAGGAAAUUAGUAAAUUUAGUAGUUCCAGAAGCACAAAAAAUGAUAGUUCUUCAACUUCAAAUGGCAAAGUAUAUGAAGAUAUUGAUCCUUUUGAUGGUCUUGGAAAAUCUGCACCAGCUUUCUCAUCAGAGAGAAAUAGCAGGAAGGGUAGCAGUUCCCCAAGGUUGAAUACAAGCACAAGUUGGACUGGAGAUAAAGAACCAGUUGAUAAAAUAUCUGGGAGGAGUCCUGAGAGGCACACACAAAACAAGAUUCCUGUUGAAAAUGAUCGAGAAUUUCCACAUGUCCCAUUUCACAUGCCUACCUAUUCAUCUGAUUCUGAUAAACCAGUUGGCCCAAGGCCUACUUCCCCUCCAUAUGAUAAUGUGGAUUUUAGACAAACCAAUGUUCAGGCAGAUAUGUCUCCGAAAUAUGAAGAUAACUUGGAACCAAGUGAGGAUAUAUGGUUGACAGUAUCAGAGAUUCCUCUUUUUACACAACCAACUACUGCUCCACCACCUUCAAGACCCCCUCCUCCACGGCCAGUACAUAUUCCCAAGUCAGGAACAAGUUCACCAGCUUCUGCCAAUGCUAGAAAGAAGACUAAUGAAUUUUCUUCUUUUCCUGGCUCUACCCGAUUCGCUCAGGGUCCUAAGUCUGCUCCAGCUGCUGAAAGGGUACCCCCUUCAUCUCAGUUUGAUGAACUUGAUGAUUUUGCAAUGGGCAGAAGUCGUGGUAAUGAUAAUGAGAGUGCAAAUGGUUUUCUUCCUGAUGAAGAAUUAGAGAUGAACUCUGCUGCUGCGGCUAUGAAGGAGGCAAUGGAUAGAGCCGAAGCCAAGUUCAGGCAUGCAAAGGAAGUUAGGGAGAGAGAGUAUUCAAAGGCUGCUAGGAGUAAAGAAGCUGUGCAAAUGGAAAAAGAUGAGAGAACUGUGCUAGAGGAGCGAGAAAACCAGGAAAGGUUAGACCGUGAACGGCAGCAAAAGGAGAGGGAAGAAAAGGAGCAGAGAAGACUUAUGAAAGAAAGGGAGGAGAAAGAAAGAGAACAACAGCGACUUGAGAGGGAAAGGGCAAGACAGGCUGUAGAGAGAGCUACUAGAGAAGCACGUGAAAGAGCAGCUGCUGAAGCACGCCAAAGAGCUGAGAGGGCUGCUGUUGAGAAAGUUAACGCUGAAGCUCGAGGACGUGCUGAAAGAGCUGCAGUGCAAAGGGCACAAGCUGAAGCUCGAGAAAGGGCUGCUGCAGAGGCGAAGGAAAGAGCUGAAAAAGCUGCUGCAGAGGCAAAGGAGAGGGAAACACGGGAAAGAGCUACAGCUGCAAGGGCUGAAGCAGAAGCACGAGUUAAAGCAGAACGUGCCUCCGUAGAAAGGGCUGCUGCCGAGGCCCGAGAAAGGGCAGCAGCUGCUGCAAGGAUGAACCAACAAAAGAAUGAAAAUGAUCUUGAAUCCUUCUUUGGCAUGGGUGCACGAGCUAGCAGUGUUCCAAGGCCUCCUAGGGCUAACUCUUCAGACAAUGUUUUUGAAUCCCAAUUUCAGUCCGAUGUAACAAGGAAAUCUACAAGUGCAUCUACAAGUAUGAAGAAAGCAUCAUCUUCCACUAAUAUUGUUGAUGAUCUUUCCUCAAUUUUUGGAGCUGCUCCAACAUCUGGAGAGUUUCAGGAAGUUGAAGGGGAAACUGAAGAAAGGCGACGAGCCAGGUUGGAGCGCCACCACAGGACUAAGGAGCGUGCUGCUAAAGCAUUGGCGGAGAAGAAUCAGCGGGACUUACAAACUCAAAGAGAACAAGCUGAGAGACAUAGGCUUGCCGAAACACUGGAUUUUGAAAUUAAGCGCUGGGCUGCAGGAAAAGAGGGGAAUUUACGAGCUUUGCUUUCCACCUUACAAUAUGUACUGUGGCCUGAAUGUGGUUGGCAGCCAGUUUCUUUAACUGAUUUGAUUACAGCUGCUGCUGUUAAAAAAGCCUAUAGGAAAGCUACGUUGUGUAUCCAUCCUGAUAAAGUGCAGCAGAAGGGUGCCAAUCUACAGCAGAAAUAUGUUGCAGAGAAGGUGUUUGAUCUACUCAAGGAAGCCUGGAAUAAAUUCAAUUCUGAGGAGCUUUUCUAGCCUUUUGAUACAUUGAUCUACUUCAAGGUAAUUGGUUCAACGAUUCUAUUCGGAGGGGACCACAACCCUGUUUCAUUACCUCCCUAAUAGCAUAUUUGUUUUGAUUGAAGUUACAAUUCAUCAAUGGUGAAAUACUGCUUCCUUGUCUGGCGUCUCUAAAAUCUUCUUGGGUGUAAUUGAUAUCCUUCGAGGGGUUCGUUGGGUUCUUCAAAUGUUUAUUAAUGUAGCAUGUUUUAUUGAUGUAAAAUAUCUUUUUGUGCUAUCAAUUUCAUUAUUCAUUAUCCCUGCCUAGUGAGGGCUCAUGAGUCAUCCUUUUUUUCCGGGUUCAAGAGAGGAUCCACCCUGAAGUGGGUCCUGGGUGGCCCUCCUUUUAUACUUGUGGUAUGUAUAGUAGGAUGUCUUGAAUACAUAUAACCAUGGAUUGACACCAAAAGCUGCAAUUUAUACAUGGAUCUUCGCACAAGCUUCUGCAUUUUAUACAUUUAAAUUUGUUUGUCAUCAGCGGUGUUCCGUUGAGUUUGUUCAACUAUUUUGUUUGAUGCUGGGACGGCAUAGUCUUUUAGUCUACUGAUGAAAAACUUUUGUACGUUUUUUCAUUUGUUCUUGAAUAAUUCUGUAUAUAUUCAACUUUAUUUCUAUGUACAUAUUGCGGGUGGUGUAUAUAAGGCAUGUCGAGUUAAGCUCUUGAAAGUUUCGACUUAGUUUGUAUGAAGGUGUCAAACUUUGAUUCAUUUGGUUAAAUGAGUCAAAUUAAGGGCAAGUAAAGCUUCCACGUGGUCUGUAUAAUGAUGUUAUUAAAAUUUGACUUAUUUAGUUAAAUAAGUCAAA
Molecule: messenger RNA, 3792 nt
Organism: Glycine soja
Lineage: Eukaryota; Viridiplantae; Streptophyta; Magnoliopsida; Fabales; Fabaceae
Product: auxilin-related protein 2-like
Exons: 8
Coding region: 160-2964 (934 amino acids)
Biological process (GO): clathrin coat disassembly; clathrin-dependent endocytosis
Cellular component (GO): intracellular membrane-bounded organelle; cytoplasm; vesicle
Molecular function (GO): clathrin binding
Source: RefSeq, a predicted model, not a curated record